Messenger RNA from Habropoda laboriosa, 1254 nucleotides. It is a transcript of the gene TRAM, whose product is annotated as translocating chain-associated membrane protein 1-like 1. NCBI's taxonomy places the organism in Eukaryota, Metazoa, Arthropoda, Insecta, Hymenoptera, Apidae. Bases 148 to 1254 code for a protein of 368 amino acids. The record is from RefSeq and is a predicted model, not a curated record. Gene Ontology annotation, cellular component: endoplasmic reticulum membrane. The transcript has 7 exons. Gene Ontology annotation, biological process: protein insertion into ER membrane; SRP-dependent cotranslational protein targeting to membrane, translocation.
UGUAUGUGCGGUAGGCCUGCAGGUGUAAUUGGUUAUACAUUUAAUCAUUUGACGGCAGUGCUGUAAAUUGUCCGGGUUACAUACAUACUACUUGUCUGUGGAACAUCGAGGACUUGUGACUGAGAACAGUGUUUCGUGUCACAAAAAAUGGUUGCAAUAAAAGGUCGCAAAAAUUCAAAUAAAAACCCUCCUAUAUUCAGUCAUGAAUUUGUGAUUCAAAAUCAUGGAGAUAUCGUUUCUUGCGUAGCGAUUACUUUUGUAACGGGUCUAAUGGUGCAGGCAACAUCACCAUGGGCAUAUACAUUUAUUGCUAUACAUCACAAUAUAACUUCAGACAUAGAAGAUCCAACUGUACCAAUGAAAUAUACUAAUGGUUGGAAAGAUGCAUGUGCUGUAUUUUUCUACCUCUUGAUAACAAUUGUAAUGCAUGCUGUAUUUCAGGAAUAUAUCUUUGAUAAAGUUUCAAAACGUUUGCAUCUUAGUAAAGUAAAACUUGCUAAAUUUAAUGAAUCCAGCCAACUGAUUCUGUUUUGUAUAUUAUCUGUUAUUUGGGGUAUAGACAUAAUUAUCAGAGAAGAUUUAUUGUUAAACAUAUCUUCAUUAUGGAAAGAUUAUCCAGUACCAAUGUCCUUUUCCUCAAAAUUAUUCUUUAUUGGCCAGCUUUCUUAUUGGCUGCACUGUUACCCUGAAUUAUAUUUCCAGAGGGUAAAAAAAGAGGAUAUUCCAUCCCGUGUUGCACAAGCUACAAUUGGAUUGUUUUUCACAUUGGCAGCUUAUGCUUUUAAUUUCCAGCAAGUAGGAAUCCUACUAUUCGUUUUACACUACAUGGGAGAUGCUAUGCUUCAUGGUGCUAGACUUGUUCAUUUUGUUGGAAAAAAAGAAAAGAUGACAAGAAUGGCAUUUCUUAUUGCCAAUUCAGCCUAUAUUUUUGCACGUGUUGCAACACUAGCUAUUGCUACUUUAGUGUUCUUAUAUGGUUUAAGUAAAGUUGAAAGUGCAUUUGAUUUUGCUGCUGGGAAUUUUAACAAUCUAGUCGUACGAUUCUCAGCUUUAAGCAUCAUCGUUGGUUUCCAAGGCUACCUUUCUUAUGUAUUUAUUAAGAGGCAAAUUAAACGUGCCCAAGAAAAUGCAAUUCCUGUACAAACGACGGUAAAAUCUAAACAAAAGUUAAAGCGAAAAGAAGGAAAAAAAUCUGCCAUGUCUGAGGAUGAUGAUCUACCUGAAGUUGAUCAAGCAACUAAGAAAAAAUCAUAG